AAACUCUUCGAUACAAGAUGUUGGCACCCAUUCAAAAGGAGAAUUAAUACUUAAUAGAUAUUUUUGCUCCUGAAAACCCUUGCGCCAACAUGCUAGGUAAUUAUUGUUGGAAAUCUAGACCUUGGAUCCUACAAUUAAUCCCUGCAGCCCUGCAGCGCAGCCCCUUCAGCCGUCUGAAGGGGUUGAAACACCAACCACAUGCUUUAGUAUCAAAGUAUGCAGGUCUGAAAGUCAUGGAAGGGGGGGUAUUCUACAUAUCACAUUUGUUUACCUUACCCCGGACUCUACAAGAUGUCUCUACUGGCUCGGUAUUUCUAAAAAUUACCCCUUUCCAUGUCGAUUACUUAUCUCAUAUGACAAUCCUCCGUGACUACUACACCUUGAUCCGUUUCGUGUGGCACAUUUGGAGUUUACUACCAACUCAAGCUUCACAACCCAAGUGAGAGGUCAUAUCUUCGAAAAAUGUUCCCAAUUUGGCGACAACUUGACCGAGGACUUCUCCUGAGGUGUCAGGAGUCGGUCCGAUAUCACUGGAAUAUAACUUAAACUAUGCAUCCAAUUUGUUUUACAAGCUUUCAUAACUUCAGCCAUCGUGAUACUAUAGCGCUGCCAUCGUAAGCCCGUGAACUUCAUCGCCAUGGCAAGCCAAGACCAACAAAUAAACGAACGACAUACUUGUUUAUGCCCCGAUCCACAUGACAAUAAUCUCGCUGACGAAUAUCUCCAUUACUCCGGCUGUUUGAGAGUUACUGAAAGAGAGCAUUAUCUUGAUACACUACCAGCACAUUCACAGCAGUACAUCCUUGGGGAAAUAGGUCGAACGGAGAAAUUACGGGCAAAACUACAUACGCACCCCGGAAGUAAUAAUGCACAUCGACUCCGCCGCUUCAUAGGAGAAUAUAGAAAAUAUAAGAAGAGAAACCCCUUUCCAACAAGGGAAUCCGGUGUAGAUGGGUCAACUGGAUCUCAAAACCUUUCCGCAGACUCUCUUGCCCAAGCACCAGUCAUAUUUUUCAAGGAUGGUAAAUCGUGUAGCAUUCCUGGACGCGAUAACCAUUUUCCUCGCCAAAAAUUUCCAGUUGAGGAACUCCUCACCGAAAAUGCAGCGACCAACCCAUUAAUGCAACAUGACGAGGAGGCAAUUCGAUAUUUCCAUCUACCCGCAAACAAUAUGGGUUGGGUAGAGGAGGCUAUUGCAAGAUACUAUAGCGGUGCUAGUCGCAGCGGAGAAGCCAUCACGGAAAUAAUCUUGAAGCCAGAGCUAUGGCGAGCACAAAGAUGCUUCGACUCGAAUUCUGAGGUACACGCCCGUCACAUGAAAGCAUUCUGUGAUAUCAUUCCUUCUAGUACCGAAGAGACUCAGUCAAGUAAUAUGGUGCUAUUUAUGCCUUACCUCCACUGGGAGACGGAUAAAGGUAGAAAUCGUACCGCGGAGAAGAUCGAGGAGGCCAAUAAGACACAGCAAAAGAAGGAGGAGGAGGAAAAUAAGAGAGCUUCGAUGGAAAUGGCGGAUAUCGUUCUAAGUCAUCAACGACAAGUUCACCCAUCACCUCUUACGCCGACCACCAACAUCAUCGCAAAUGCCUCAAGCGAAGAAGCGGAAAGCAGCGACGCUGACCUACUGUCAGCAAUUGAUUUAAGAACUAGGAGAGGAAGGAUGAAAUUAUUCGGUCUUAUCCUGCUAACAGCAGCCGAGAUCUUCGACACUAUGGAUUUUAUCACAGAAGAAUCUCUUAUCACAGAAUAUCUUCAUAAAGAUCAGCAAGCACCACUACAUCCACGAAGGACUCUAGACCAAUUCUAUUAUAGUUCCUUGAGAAGUACCAAGACCAGAGAUCGAGAUCAGGUUGUUUAUCGGGCAACUUGUCAAGCACCUCCCCAUGAGGGUUGUGGGCGAAGAUGCUUGAUAUGCCGAGCAGAGAGUCGGAAGGUACCCCGUUUAAUUAUGGUAGACCAAUUAUGGCUUUGGGUAUUGGACGAUAACACAAUAAUAACGAGCUUCCCACGCCGAUGGGAAACUGUCAGAUUAGACACCUCAGAUGUACACGAAGCCGUCCGGAUCAGACUAGAAAAUGUAGGGAGAAACACCAUUAAGUCUGCAUAUGACAUCGCUCUCAUCGUCAUCGACGAGUGCUCGCGUGUAUUCUUCGAUAGGGCUCUUGAUAAGAGACCGAAACUGGUCGACAUCUUCGCAGAUGCCAUCGGCUGCAUUGCUUAUAAACAGACCGCUGCUUUUGACCGUUUCCUCAUCUACUCACAUAUUGUAUCUCGAGAAUUUAAGAAGGGGCGAUGCCAUGACGAAGCAACACAGCACAUAUUGCUCAAUAUCAAAUCCGAGUGCGAACUUCUAAAAGAAGUAAUGGAUAUAAUAGACGAGCUGAAGAUCAUGAUUCGUAUCAUGGAAGAGCAGCUCAUGGUGAUAGAAACGUUCAUUAAACAAUUUGAACAGCUAUCGUCGUCGGAGACCUCCUUGACAGCAUCCUCGAGAAAGUCCACGCUCAUUUGCGCGAAACGCUUGCAAACUUCUGUUAGAAGCAGGACCGGGGAGAUGAAAACCCUUUUCGAAUUAGCAAGGAAGAGUGCCGACGCUCUCAAAGAUCUAUUGGCUCUUAAACAGCAACAAGCUAGCGUCAUAGAAGCUCGGGAAGCAGUCAGAAACGGCGAAGAGGUUUAUAAGCAAGGGCAGUCUAUCAUGCUAUUUACAGUCAUAACCAUCAUAUUCCUUCCCUUGUCAUUCAUGUCCUCUCUAUUCGGAAUGAACGUUGUUCAACUAAAUAGUGGGACUCUGACCUUCACCGAGGAGUUCAGAUACAUGUUCCCCAUCGGCGCCGGAGUUAUAGUUAUAUCAUUCUUCCUCGCAUUCAACUACGGUACAUUUACGAAUGCAAUCACAAGACUCCUUAGGUCCGCUUUUUCCUUUGCCUACAAUAUCGGAUUUACCUGGCUUGCAGUACGCACCGGGUGGUAUAUGAUGGAGAGUAAGAUCACAAGAAAAACCAACUCGCUUCGGAAUAGGGAAGUGGGCAUUACGAGCGGCAUGAAAGCGGAAGCAUUGCGUAACGAGAAGAAUAUCCGUCAGAUGCGUGCUAGUCACGAAUUGAUCAAACAUAUGGGUAAAGAACCUAGCAUAAGCCGGAGAUCGACGUUCAGUAGCCUAGAGCACAACAGCCUCAUGAGAGGAAGGUCUCCCUCGAGCGAAGACCUAGAGCAGGGAUUUAAGUAGUAGGUUAAGGGUUUUCCAAAGAUUCGGAUGAGUUGUAUGUAAAAUACUAAGAGCAUAUGAAGAGUUUAGAGCGUGAAUGUCAACAUUU
Messenger RNA from Hypoxylon trugodes, 3311 nucleotides. RefSeq lists its product as uncharacterized. Lineage: Eukaryota; Fungi; Ascomycota; Sordariomycetes; Xylariales; Hypoxylaceae. Gene Ontology annotation, biological process: metal ion transport; transmembrane transport. The coding region runs from base 638 to 3223 and encodes 861 amino acids. Gene Ontology annotation, cellular component: membrane. The record is from RefSeq and is a predicted model, not a curated record. The transcript has 5 exons. Gene Ontology annotation, molecular function: metal ion transmembrane transporter activity.